CAGCAGCAGCAGCAGCAGCAGCAGCAGCAGCAGCAGCAGCACUUGGGGGAAAAGCUAGAGGUUAGAGUCAUGGAUGACCAGCGCGACCUCAUCUCUAACCAUGAGCAGCUGCCCAUCCUGGGCCAGCGUGCUAGAGCCCCAGAAAGCAAUUGCAAUCGUGGAGUCCUGUACACCAGUGUCUCUGUCCUGGUGGCUCUGCUCUUGGCUGGGCAGGCCACCACUGCUUACUUCCUGUACCAGCAGCAGGGCCGCCUGGACAAGCUGACCGUCACCUCCCAGAACCUGCAACUGGAGAACCUUCGCAUGAAGCUUCCGAAAUCUGCCAAACCUGUGAGCCCGAUGCGCAUGGCUACUCCCUUGCUGAUGCGCCCACUGUCCAUGGAUAACAUGCUCCAAGCGCCCGUGAAGAAUGUUACCAAGUACGGCAACAUGACCCAGGACCAUGUGAUGCACCUGCUUACGAAGUCUGGACCCGUGAACUACCCACAGCUGAAGGGGAGCUUCCCGGAGAAUCUGAAGCACCUUAAGAACUCUAUGAAUGGUCUGGACUGGAAGGUCUUCGAGAGCUGGAUGAAACAGUGGCUGUUGUUUGAAAUGAGCAAAAACUCCCUGGAGGAGAAGCAGCCUACCCAGACUCCACCUAAAGUAUUGACCAAGUGCCAGGAAGAAGUCAGCCACAUCCCUGAUGUCCACCCGGGUGCGUUCCGUCCCAAGUGUGAUGAGAACGGUAACUAUAUGCCACUCCAGUGCCAUGGGAGCACUGGCUACUGCUGGUGUGUGUUCCCCAACGGCACUGAGGUCCCUCACACCAAGAGCCGCGGGCGCCAUAACUGCAGUGAGCCACUGGACAUGGAAGACCCAUCUUCUGGCCUGGGAGUGACCAAGCAGGAUAUGGGCCAAAUGUUCUUGUGAAGACAGAAGCCAGCUCUGCACGGCGGCAGCUCCCCUGCUCCUCAGCCCUUCUUACACCCCCUAACAUCACACCCCAUUUCCCGUCUUCCUGAACCCUGGGGCUUGAGACUGGUAUCUGCUUCACCGUCCCUGGACACAACAAAUGAAACCGGAACAGAAUGAGAACACUGGAGGGAGGGCCUUGCUGCCUACCCCCAGCUAAGGGACCCCCAUUUCUGACCCAUUAGCAGUCUUUAAUGUGGGGCUCUGAGAUCUAGGCCCACUGACAGGGAUAGGGGACGCCCUACCCUUAAUCUAGGCUGGAUACAUUUGCUGUCUUCUCAAGGAAGAAGCCAAGCCCUCCCAGCAACCCUUCCUCAUGUCCUGCCGACCCCCCUGGGAUCCCUGCUCAGCCAAGCUUGUCAGCAGCCUGUAGGACCAUGGUUCACGUGACAAUAAAAGGUAGAAGGUAGAA
This is a messenger RNA of Rattus rattus (black rat), 1366 nucleotides long. It is a transcript of the gene Cd74, whose product is annotated as CD74 molecule. Gene Ontology annotation, cellular component: cell surface; cytoplasm; membrane. The record is from RefSeq and is a predicted model, not a curated record. Gene Ontology annotation, biological process: intracellular protein transport; positive regulation of type 2 immune response; T cell activation involved in immune response. The transcript is spliced from 9 exons. Lineage: Eukaryota; Metazoa; Chordata; Mammalia; Rodentia; Muridae. Gene Ontology annotation, molecular function: MHC class II protein binding; macrophage migration inhibitory factor binding; cytokine receptor activity. Bases 70 to 912 code for a protein of 280 amino acids.